This is a messenger RNA of Oncorhynchus kisutch (coho salmon), 1910 nucleotides long. RefSeq names its product potassium voltage-gated channel, subfamily F, member 1b (gene kcnf1b). The record is from RefSeq and is a predicted model, not a curated record. Gene Ontology annotation, molecular function: voltage-gated potassium channel activity. Gene Ontology annotation, cellular component: membrane; voltage-gated potassium channel complex. The transcript has a single exon. Gene Ontology annotation, biological process: action potential; potassium ion transmembrane transport; protein homooligomerization. The coding region runs from base 77 to 1534 and encodes 485 amino acids. NCBI's taxonomy places the organism in Eukaryota, Metazoa, Chordata, Actinopteri, Salmoniformes, Salmonidae.
CAGGUCUGUUUAUUGCUUUUCGACAUUUCCUCCAGUUAUUAUACUGCGUCAAAAAUAGCCUACGACAGCAGGAAAGAUGUGGACAAUACCCAAACCCCGAUAUAAGAACUGCAACAAAUUGGAUACAAGGGAUGAAGCCGAGAUGGCCGUGAACAUUGGCGGCGUGAGGCUAGUUUUAGACGGCGAUGUGCUUAACCGCUACCCGGAGAGUAGACUUGCAGAACUGAUCAACUGCUCAACUCUGAAUUACGACGUUAUCUACUCACUUUGUGAUGAUUAUGACCCGGGUAAAAAAGAGUUUUAUUUUGACCGGGAUCCUGACGCUUUCAGAUGUAUCAUUGACGUGUAUUACUUCGGUGAGAUUCACAUCAAACGAGGUAUAUGUCCAAUUUGUUUCAUUAAAGAGAUGGAGUUCUGGAAAAUUCACCAAAGCUAUUUGGACGAGUGCUGUAAAAGUUACCUGACUGAAAAAGAGGAAGAGCUGGCAGAGAUUGCCAACAAAGUUAAGUUUAUCUUGGAUGAUCUAGAUGGGGACCCUUCUGUCAACUGCUCAGCGCGGUGUCUAAAGUUCCUUUGGAAACUCAUGGAGAAACCGGAGUCCUCUUUGCCUGCGCGUGGCAUCGCCGUUGCAUCUUUCCUCUUCGUCCUUGUGUCCUCCGUGGUGAUGUGCGUGGGGACCAUUCCAGAAGUCCAAGUAGAAGAUGAAGAGGGGGACCUUGUGGAGCACCCGAUGCUGGAGGCCAUCGAGACAGCCUGCAUAGGCUGGUUCACCGUGGAAUACCUGCUGCGUUUUGUGUCCUGCCCAAACAAACUGCACUUUUUCCUAUCCUUUAUGAACAUAAUAGACUUCAUGGCUAUCAUUCCCUUCUACGUGGUGUUGACCCUUACUUACCUGGGUACGGCCAUGAUGGAUCUGGCCAAGGUCCAGCAAGCGGUCCAGGCGCUUCGCAUCAUGCGUAUCGCCCGCGUCUUCAAACUGGUGCGCCACUCCUCUGGGCUACAGACUUUCACCUAUGCGCUAAAGAGGAGUUUCAAAGAGCUGGGGUUGCUCCUUAUGUACAUGGGCAUAGGGAUAUUCGUGUUCUCAGCAAUGGGCUACACCAUAGAGCAAAGCCACCCGGAGACCCUCUUCAGUAGCAUCCCACAGUCCUUCUGGUGGGCUAUUAUCACCAUGACCACCGUGGGCUAUGGAGACAUUUACCCCAAAACCACUCUAGGCAAGUGCAACGCAGCCAUCAGCUUCCUGUGUGGGGUGAUAGCCAUUGCGUUGCCAAUUCACCCCAUUAUCAACAACUUCGUCAAUUUUUACAACAAGCAGAAAGUGCUCGAGACCGCGGCCAAGCACGAGCUGGAGCUCAUGGAGUUGCAGUCUAGCGAUGAUUCACUGAUGAAGGCAACGCGCAAGUGUGGCGCAGCGGGUGCGUUGGAGAGCUCGAUGCGUACCUCGCGUAGUGAUAAUUGUAUACCACUUCUCGAGGAAUCGACAAGGACUUUGAAGUCGAAAGAUUAUUGCUCGGAAACCGAAUCAUUUUAACUUGGUAAAGAAACAUUCUAUAGUGAUGUGUUUCAAUAGCUAGGUUUCCAUCCAAUUGACGACAGAUUUUCAUGCGAAUAGUCUAAAAUCCGCAUAAAAACAAUAUGGCAUGUUCCCAAACAAUAUGGCAUGUUCCCAUCAGAGACAUGUUUCCAUCAAAUUGAGUUGUUUUAGAUAAAAUGCUGUGCCUGAUGACGUAGUGCACAUAAAAAUACAAGGUAAAUGGGUUUCCAUAGCAUCUUCAACUCUACAUAUGGUUUUCUCGUACAAAAUGUUGAGUUAUUUGGCGAGUGUGCCCACUCUGGUAUUGGCACGUGCGCUCGAGCGUUUUGGCGCAUGUAUAUCCUACAUGAUGAGAUUAUUAUGGACAAAAGAG